Molecule: messenger RNA, 856 nt
Organism: Chelmon rostratus (copperband butterflyfish)
Lineage: Eukaryota; Metazoa; Chordata; Actinopteri; Chaetodontiformes; Chaetodontidae
Gene: tcf21
Product: transcription factor 21
Exons: 2
Coding region: 84-590 (168 amino acids)
Biological process (GO): developmental process; regulation of transcription by RNA polymerase II
Molecular function (GO): protein dimerization activity; DNA-binding transcription factor activity, RNA polymerase II-specific; RNA polymerase II transcription regulatory region sequence-specific DNA binding
Source: RefSeq, a predicted model, not a curated record
CAACGCGCGUGUUUGUCCACCCUGUUCAUCCAGCCUUUCCUGCUCCCAUGUUUUGAGCCCGCUCCAGCUGGAGACAGUUCACCAUGUCCACCGGGUCUCUCAGCGAUGUCGACGACGAGCUCCUGGAUGGCAUCCUGAAGUUUGGCUCCUCCGGUAAAGACUCCAACGAGAGCACGGAGGAGAGCUCCAACUGCGAGGGCGCAAACGACGCGCCGGGCAAGAAACGGAAAACGGCGUCCCGGAAAACGGCGCCCAAGGGUGUGGCACCGCAGGAGGGCAAGCACGUCCAGAGGAACGCGGCCAACGCCCGGGAGAGAGCCAGGAUGCGCGUCCUGUCCAAAGCCUUCUCCCGGCUGAAGACCACCUUACCCUGGGUACCACCGGACACAAAGCUCUCCAAACUGGACACGCUGCGCCUGGCGUCCAGCUACAUCGCGCACCUCCGGCAGAUACUGGCCAACGACAAAUAUGAAAACGGAUUUAUCCACCCCGUAAACCUGACGUGGCCUUUCAUGGUCGCAGGCAAGCCGGAGAACGACCUGAAGGAGAUGCUGAGCACGACACGGUUAUGUGGAACAACGGCGUCCUGACGGAUCCAAGCGGACGCAUCUGCACAGUUACAGGGAACGAUGAUUUACCGAGAAAAAAAGAAAAUGAAAAGAAAAGAAAAGAUUGUGACUGAAAUGCACGGCUCAUCUCCGCAGACUUUGAGUGGGAAUAACAGAGAGAGCGAGUCUCCUCUCUCCUUUUCGUUCCCGUAAAGAGAAAUCUUUUUUUUUUAUUUAAAUGCAUUCUGUCACAUAUUGUUGUCUUUGCUGGUUCAAAGAUGCUUUAAAUCGCUUUUUUUAUACUCUGC